AUGAUAUUGUGUAAAUGGCAUGUAUUCGUAGUAUCUAAUCUAGCCCAUGAUCUGGCUUUGAAGAGAGACAAGGCGGCGGCUUCUUCUUCUUCCAUGGGCUUGAACAGAAGAAAGUCUUCCCCAACCGCCCCAGAGUUUGCUGACGACCUACGCCAUCGCCAAAAAGCUUCCGAGGAAGAAGAAGAAGAAGAUUAAUGGCGCAACCUCGAGCCCAGACCGGCGGGCAGCAGCAGCACUGACGACAGCCGGCCGCCCGCCGCUCAAGAACAGCCCUUUCUCUUUUCUUCUUAUUUUACCAGCCGUAAAGGAAGAAAGGAGAAACGGAAAAGGAAAGGGCGGAAAGGAAAUCUUGGCUUGAAGCAAAGCAAUCACCAAGGCCUCCGUCGUCGUCUUCUUCCUCCUUCCACCUGCCGCCGCCGCCGCCGAUCGGCCGAGCGAAGGCGAGCUCGCACGGUGGAACGGACGUCAUCGUAGUCGUCAUCGCGAGGAAGAAACUGAAACUGACCCCUCUUUUUUUUCUUUCUCUUCCCCGUCGGGGAAUUAAAAAUUCCAUUCCCUUCGUCUCCGUGCUCCGUUUCCACUAAUCGUCCGUCCCUAUCCCCUCGCCGGCGGCGCGCGCCCAGAUCGCGACGCGCCUCCCCCUCCCCUUCCCCGAUCGCGCUCCCGAACGCACGCGGUCUCCGGCGGUUCGGUUCUUCUCUAGCCGGCCGGGGCCGCCGCCUUCAAUCGAUCUUAGCGGUUGCUUUGCUCCCCGCCCUUCGCCUCGCCUGAGUCGCCGGGUGCGGGGGCGGACUUCGAGCGGGCGGGCGGAGCUCCGGCGGCGGACGCGCCCAUGGUGGACAUCCACGAGUGCGCCGUGCCCGCGCCGGUGCCGGAGCCGGAGCCCUCCCAGGCGGCGGCGGCGGCGGGGGAGGGGGAGGGGAGGCCGGACCCGGCCUCGAUCUCCGCGGAGCGCUGGAGGGCCUUCGAGGAGGCGGCGCUCGGUGUGGUGGGGCGGAUCCAGCCGAGCGCGCCCUCCGAGGGCCGCCGCGCCGCCGUCGUGCACUACGUCCAGCGCCUCGUCAGGCACGCCGUCGGCUGCGAGGUCUUUCCAUUUGGGUCUGUUCCGCUAAAAACAUAUCUUCCUGAUGGAGAUAUCGACUUGACUGCAUUUGGUUCAAUAAGUUCUGAUGAAAACUUAGCAAAUGAGGUACGCGCUGUUCUAGAAUCAGAAGAGUUAAGGAAAGAUGCCGAAUUUGAAGUCAAGGAUGUCCAGUAUAUCCAUGCAGAGGUCAAGCUGGUCAAAUGCCUUGUCCAAAAUAUUGUUGUAGACAUCUCAUUUAAUCAGAUUGGUGGACUAUGUACGCUUUGUUUCCUUGAGCAGGUUGAUCAAAGAUUUGGAAAAGAACACCUUUUCAAGAAGAGUAUAAUGCUGAUAAAAGCCUGGUGUUAUUAUGAAAGCCGCAUUCUUGGUGCUCACCAUGGUUUAAUUUCUACCUAUGCUUUGGAGAUAUUGGUGCUAUGUAUUUUUCAUCUCUUCCACAAGUCUUUGGAUGGUCCAUUAGCUGUCCUCUAUAGAUUUCUGGACUACUAUAGCAAAUUUGACUGGGACAAUAAGGGCAUAAGCUUGUACGGUCCUGUUCUGUUGUCUUCCCUACCUGAGCUAGUUUCUGAUGCACCUGUCACUCAUGAUGGUGAUUUUCUUAAGCGAGAGGAGUUUCUCAGAGAAUGUGCACAAACAUUUACUGUCCCCCCUAGGAACUCUGAGAAAAAUACUCGAUUAUUCUCUCGAAAAUUUCUCAACAUAGUGGAUCCAUUGAAACAGAACAACAAUCUUGGGCGCAGUGUGAGCAAAGGUAACUUUUUCCGAAUACGCAGUGCAUUUGAUCUUGGUGCGCGGAAGCUUGGAAAGAUCCUUAAAGAGGCAUCCAGUUCUGCGGUGCCUGAAGUGAAUCAGUUCUUUAGGAACACAUUGAAGAGAAAUCGCACUAUGGUAAGGCCAGACGUGCAGGACAUCGCACUGGACUUCAGCGUCGAAAGAGAUAACGAGGAUCACACACCUUUAUACAGUAAUUCCUAUGGUGAUCUGUCUGAUCAGUUCAACAACAUCAACAUUUCAGAUCUCAAUAAUCACAGGUCUCUGAAGGAAAAAGAACAAAGUCCUAUGACUGAGCAUGAGGAAAUAAAGUCUGUUUCAAAUCCUGUAACUAAUUCUAGCAGUGUGUGGGAUGGCAGUGACUUUUGUGAGGUUGCACCAUCAAAUAGUGAAAUCUUGCCAUCUGGGAAUGGUCACUAUGAUCCGCAGCUCUUUUAUGAGCCUGGAAAUGGCAAGGAAGGUGUAAACUAUGAUAUGAACCUGUCCCAUCAUGGGAUGUCAUCGAAGGGGUACACAGGAACCAAGUAUGUCAAUGAAAAUUCACAUCUUGUGGAUAACCGGUUACCAACAGCAACUGUGGAUAACCGCUUAGCAGCAGCAAAAGAGUCGAAUGGCAGUGGAGCACAAGCUAGAGAGGUGGGUGGUGAUGGAAGUACCUCCAAUGACAUUUUAUCAGAUCUCACUGGAGAUCAUGGGACAAAUUUGAACAAUCUUUUCUUUGCACAAGCCUGCCAUCUUGAGUAUCCAAUGAACCCAGAUUACCCAGUUAAUCCAGUUUACUAUCCAAUGCAUGCCCCACCACCUGUGCAAUAUCAGAACAAUCGCUCACCAAAUGGUCAUAGCAGAAAACAUGCUUAUGGAUAUGCUGGUACUAGUGGAAUAGCCCCUGGUUCUUAUCCAUCACCUGGCUAUUAUGUUGUCAGACCAUUGUUUCAAACAGAUGAUCAUAUGCGAGCUCGUGGAACAGGCACCUAUUUCCCCGAUCCAGCUUUGUGCAAGGACAGGCCACCCGCUGGACGAGGGGAAAGAGGGAGGCAUAAUUCACAUCCAAAUCCCUAUCAAAGGGGUAACCGCUACGGCAGAAUGGAUAUGCAUCCAGACAUGGUGCCAUCGGACGAAUGGAGGCAAGGGCCAUCAUUGCAGAUUUAUGUUCCUGGCGCAAAUGAUCAUGGAAUUCCCCCGCUGUUGAAUAUACCAUCAUCGUCUCCGUCUCCCCGGGCUCCAAGGGAUAUUGCUCACGGCAAUGGUUUUAAUCACCCACAAGACAGUAAACUUGAGUUUGGGACUCUGGGGGCGUUGCCGUUGGAGGUUAACCAAGCUAGCAGACCAAGUUCUGCUGCCAACAAUCAAGCUUCUGCACCUGUAAGCCCAGUGUCCCCAGCACCAAAUCCUGGAAAGGGUUCUAGUCGAGUGAGGAAUGCUGGGCCAUAUCAUCUCAAGGACAAUGGUGACUUCCCGCCACUCUCCAGCUGACCCGGCGGUGCAUGGUUCCUGUUGCGCAUCGACGACAUGUCAAGCCAAGAGUAGAAAUACACGGGUGCAUCGCUGCGCACUCCACGCAGAAAUUAGCAGAGGGUUACUUUACAAAACAAUCAUCACCACGCAUGUACAUCCUGACUUUGUUUACCUUCUCAUUCCCCUCCACCGCGAUAGUCACCGUGCCACUGAAUCAUCGGAACUUGGUUGUGCCCCCCAUAUCCGCCUCGGAAAAAGAAGAGAGGAAAGAAGGAAAUAAGCCAAGCACAGCUGAAUCUCUGUGCCAUGUAGAUACUUUGCUGGGGAGGCAGGAAAGAAAACUAGUUUAGCUUGAUGUUGUUUUUGCCUGAUGAUAGUGUAAUCAUGUUUGGUGUUAUGGAGAGGGGAGGCCUUUGGUGCUGGAAGAAGGCCCCCCUUUGUGUGUGAUCUGAAGUAACAUUAGCUGCUUAAUUGGGUUCAAAUUUCGUAGGGUUACAGAGAUAAAAAGAAAACUGUAUGUGCUGUUUUAGGAAAUUAAUCACGGAUAGCCUUAACUGUGCCUUAUGUUACCAUUUCUUCCAGUGGUUCCAUAUGCAUCUUGUAGCCCUUGUGAUGAUAUUGUUCUUAACAUAGAAAUUGUGGGGAGAUAA
Molecule: messenger RNA, 3960 nt
Organism: Brachypodium distachyon (stiff brome)
Lineage: Eukaryota; Viridiplantae; Streptophyta; Magnoliopsida; Poales; Poaceae
Exons: 9
Coding region: 833-3328 (831 amino acids)
Source: RefSeq, a predicted model, not a curated record